CGGGUUCGUUCAGUCAGUCGCGUUCGGGGUGGCUCGGCUUGGCUCGUCGCGUCACACGCCAACGCUUCUCGCCGGUCAAGGAGAUGCGCUCCUCUCGCGGUGGUGGCGCGGACGCUGCGUCGUCGUGAUACGCGCUCUUGGCACGUGGCCGUUCACGGUGUGAAGUUUUCGCGAGUGGUGGGUGCGCUAUUCGAAGAUAGGGGACAUGACGUCGACGACGCGCGAGCUUCCGGGCCGAUGCCGGUAGCGGCCGUUUUCGUCGCGAAGUUAGGGAGAGAAGAAGGAACACUGUCUCUUCUCGUCGAAUCGAGGACACGUUUGUCUCGUGAAGAAAACAAGUUGAAAACGAAGCGAACAAAGGGACACGUAGAAAGUAUAGGUGAAAGGAGACGCAUCCUUCCUUUUCGAGAGGAUAAAAGCGUCCGGUGAUCGGCCGCGAUACGCCGGCCGACGAACCGACGCCGAGGGUCGCCGCCAACGCGGCGAAUCCGUCGUUCACCUCCGAGACCUUUCGAGGAACGUCGAGGGACAUCCGUGCCGUGUAGAGCCGGCCCCUAUUUCAUCAAUUGAUCUCGUUAUCAUCUCGCAAUUGAUAAUAUUGAUGUGAAUAGAGAGCAGUGAUACCGCUCAACGAUUAUCGCGGCCGAGCGGCGCGAUGCGACGUCGCGUCGCUCAUCGGUGCGCGAUCGGUGACAGUCAAGAGGAAAGUGUCGUCGUCAUCGUCGACACGUCGUUUGCCGAUCAAGGAUGGACAGCGCAAAGCAAAGCGAUAACAAGGGUCACCGUCAUUGUCAGUGCGUACGUCGGCGCGCCGCGCGACGCCGACGUCGGCGUCGUCGGCUGCCGUCGUCGAUCACUUGCCACGAUCGUAGGACAAAUCGGGCGACGACCAUUCGCACGGUGAUUCGCGUGUGAAGUGGACUCGCGGUCGCCGGCUUAUUGGAUGGAAGACGACGACGACGAAGGCGGCGACGACGACGCGACGAGAGAUGCCUGGUAUCGUGGUGUUUCGACGACGCUGGAGCGUCGGCAGCGACGAUCUCAUCGUGCCCGGCGCUUUCCUAUUCAUCCUGCAUCUUAUAUGGCUGACGGUGCUGGGCGUUCUACUGGGGAUUCUCGAAUGGGAUCGUAGCGUCCCCUGCAUUCUUCUCAUGUGGGAGUACAUGAUCGGAUACGAGGGCCUCUUCGUGGCCUGCAUGGCAGUGGAAUUCUUCAUCUGCUUCCUGGCAACGAGGGGCAGUAUCCUUGACACUGCGGCAAGGGCGCCGAUGCAGUACAUCCUUUACAUCCGGUUGUUCUUGGUGUUGGUGGAGACCGGAUGGCUAUGCGCAGGUGUUACUUGGUUAGCGCGUUAUUAUCAAACCUGUCGAGUGGACCAAGCUAAAGACGUUAUGUUAGGUUUGGUGAUAUCGAACUGGUGCUUGCUGGCGUUGCUGAUGGUGACUAUUUGGUGCACGUACGACGCCGCCGGCAGGUCCUGGGUAAAGAUGAAAAAAUAUCAGCGCAGCAUGAGGGAGGCGGAGUCGAGGGGGGCCAGAUUGCAUUACAAGCGCAGCGGCAGCAGAAAUAGAAAUUGGCGACAACGAAAAGUUAUACGCGCCUAUCAGGAUAGCUGGGACAAUAGGUGCAGGCUGCUGUUCUGCUGCAUGGGUAACUCCGAUCGCAGUCGAAACUCGUUUGCCGACAUCGCCCGGCUGCUGAGCGACUUCUUCCGCGAUCUGGACGUAGUACCCUCGGACGUGGUGGCCGGUCUGGUGCUACUCAGAAAGUUUCAAAAGAUCGAGCGCGAGUUGAUAGUCAAGCAGCGCAAGAAUGAUACGUACGAGUUCCUGUCGGGAGUGCCGGUGACGCCGCGUACCAAGUUCCUGUCCCUGACCGAGGACGGCGAUCUGGGCCACUUUCAAUUGGCCAUCCACUAUAUGCACUUUGCCCUGGCCGCUUACGGCUGGCCCAUGUUUCUUGUCGAUCCCUCCACCGAGCUCUGCCAGUUAUGCACCAGAUUACAAUGUGGCUGUUUCCCAUGCGGCGCCCGUCACGAGGACGAGGCGACGAUCGUCGAGGACAAUUGCUGCCGGUGCAAUUACGCCGCCCUGAGCAGGAUGCUCGACUUAGGGGAGAUCGAGGUCGUCUACGCGACCUUCCACGUCGAUGUCGGCGAGACGCCGUUCUUCGUCGCGCUCGAUUAUACGAAGAAAAAGAUUGUAAUCAGUAUACGAGGGACCAUAAGCAUGAAGGACGUGCUAACGGACUUGAACGCCGAAGGCGAGGUUCUACCUUUGUCGCCACCGCGAGAGGACUGGUUCGGUCACAAGGGGAUGGUACAGGCCGCCGAAUACAUACGCAAGAAGUUACAGGAAGAGGAUAUUAUCGCGCGUGCUCGCGCCAAGAAUCCUUCUAGGGGCACACAUCAAUUCGGAUUGACCUUGGUGGGACAUUCGUUGGGCGCCGGCACGGCGGCGAUCCUCGCGAUUCUGCUGAAGCAGGAUUAUCCGGACUUGGUGUGCUUCUCAUUCGGGCCACCCGGUGGACUGCUGAGCAUGCCUGCCCAACAAUAUAGCCAGGAAUUUAUCACGUCCGUCGUGGUGGGUAAGGACGUCGUACCGAGGAUCGGACUCCGACAAAUGGAGAGUCUGAGAGCGGAUCUCAUCAACGCUAUAAAAAGAAGCGUCGAUCCGAAAUGGAAGACGAUUGCGUGCUCGGUGAUGUGCUGCGGCUGCGGCUCGACGCCCACAUCGGCGGCAAAUCUAGAGGCCGGCGGUUGCAUCAGCGAAUACCAGCGGGACAAGGAUCGGGCGCGCGCUCAAACCGUCGUGCCCAGUGAUUCCAGCAUUGCCCUGACUCUGCACAGGCCCUUAUAUCCGCCGGGAAGAAUUAUACACGUGGUCCGUCAUCAUCCGAACAAGGGCGAGCAGAAGUAUGAGACGAGUUGGAGACAAAUGUUGAGCAAACGCGAACCGGUGUACCAGGCGCUAUGGGCCGGUCCGUGCGAUUUCGAUGAGGUGCUGAUCAGCCCGGUGAUGAUACAGGAUCAUAUGCCGGACAACAUGCUACGCGCGUUGAACAAGGUUGUCACGACCCUGGGUCCAGCCAAGCCGCAGCGACUAGCGUCCGGACACCCGUCCUCGACGGAAGCGUCGUCGGAAGCGGCACGCGAGCAUCAGACGAUUGAUGUCCAGGAGUUGGAGGUGCAGGAGCAGGAGAUGCGGGCUUUGCUGUCGCCCUCCAGCCCAAGCAGAUGUCACCUACUGGCCGGCACUCCGCCGCACCGGCUUUGCCUGGAGACAAGCUUCACAUCGCUGCAAAGCCCGACGGAUAUACCGCAAGCGGGCCGCGAGCUUAGCGUGGACUCGCGUGGAAUCCCAUGGGAGUAUCUCAGCCUUGCUAGCGAGCUGCUCACCACGCCCAGGCUGGAAGACGGCAAACCACCGAGCCGUUGGGAUGACCCGACGCGCAUGGCGCCCUUGGCUACGCCGGAGACGCUGUCAGAAGCAUCGACGAGCAGCCCGCCUUCGCCAGUGAUACCAGCGCCUAGACCAAUGCGACGCACGCCCAAAAUCCCGGGAAACUUGUCAACGGCGGCGGACGAUCUCAAGAAUAAUCUGCACUACGCGAUGCUCUCGGCGAAGAACUAUUUCCUGAGGACGACGGGGGAGCAUGCGGGAGGCAGUAAUAACGGCAGCAGCAGCGGUAACAGCGAGGCGAGCUACGAGAGUGCCAAGAGCCUCACCACCGCCGGUCUUCCGCCGCCGGUCCCAAGACGACGAGAUUCCGUCAUCGUUAGAAGAGAACAACGAACAUGCACAGCGGCGUGUUGUAGAGAUGAUUUAUCGGAGAACUCAUCGACCCGCACGUCAUCUCACUCCUCGAGAGUUUCUCAUACUUCGCACCGUGUUCAGGUGGAAGUCAAUGAGGAGAACGAUACUAAUGGCUCCAGUCUGGAUUUUUACGAAGCAAAGGGUUCUUCCGGCCAGCGCGACAGUAGCAACGACGUUUUUCUCAGCGUGCGCAGUUCACCGGAGUGCAAAGGGCUUAUGGCACCGGCUACAGAUUUAGGAGCCGAGUGGAAGAAAGGAAUCGACGCUAUGAGCGAUGCUUCGUUACCGCUUCUCCGAGGUUUGUCGCCUACGCCGACCCCAGGUCAGCACAAUUCACCCUUCUUCAACGCUAAGCGGAAGAAAUAUGUGUACCCCAUUACACUGGUGGGACGUGGAGAAAGCAGCGUCUAGUUAUAGAUUUUAGAUUCUAGGUAAAAAUCGAAGAACAUCAUCUCUUCGUGAUUUCAUUCGACAAAGAAUCGCGGUGCCAAUUGAAGUCGAAAAAAUAAAAUAAAAACGUCGCUCUGUACUCAAUGUGGUCUGAUCUUCCUCAGUCUGGAAGAAACAAUAAUCGCGAAAGUACUUUAGCUCGACGAACUGAAAUAAAUCCACUCGAGGACCACAGGCUAUCUUUAAUAGUAAUAAUAAGAAUAGUGGUCAAGAAUCGACGUUCGGAUACAUGUGCCAAAUCUAUUCUUUUUCUCUUACGUUUUUUUUUAACGUACGAACUUCUCAAGUAGCGAUCUACUCAAAUGGCUAGUUCAAAAGAUAUAUGAAAACGUCAUUAAAAUAUCUCUUACGCAGAGAGAUUGUCUAAAACAUUUUCGUUUCAAUAAGUUCAGUAUUCUUUGAACAUUUUCCUGAUGUGAUUUCAAUCAGAUAUUAUUAUUUCAUUCAUACUUUAGUAGCCACAAAUAUAUAAAUGUAUUUGUAUGUAUUUCUAAGCACAUACGAUCAAUUUAGCAAUUGUUUUAAUAAUGCGAUUAAAAUAUAUAAAAAAUUGAACAUAAUUAUACACAAUAUAGAACCAUCUAUCUUUCAGGAAUUCUAGUUCCAUAUUGUAUAAAAUCGACUUUGAUUAGAAAAGUAUAAGCGAAAAAAAAUGUCUCUGUGACUAUAAAAUCUAGUCAAGAUUAAAAUGUAUACUGCAUAUAAUAGCAGUGGCCUACUCUGCAUCGAUAUUAUUUAUUAAGAAUACAGUAGAAAGAUUAUUGAUUUUUAUACAUUUCUAAAUGUGAAUUCGUCAAGUAAGAAUUGCAUAUACGUUUUAUUUCCUUCUUUUAAUGUAAGUUAUAUUGUCCUUAUAGUUUGUUAGAAUAUAUUCUAGCAUACAAAUUAA
Cataglyphis hispanica is the source of this 5154-nucleotide messenger RNA. RefSeq names its product diacylglycerol lipase-alpha (gene inaE). The coding region runs from base 990 to 4226 and encodes 1078 amino acids. Gene Ontology annotation, biological process: lipid metabolic process. The transcript is spliced from 17 exons. Lineage: Eukaryota; Metazoa; Arthropoda; Insecta; Hymenoptera; Formicidae. The record is from RefSeq and is a predicted model, not a curated record. Gene Ontology annotation, cellular component: dendrite membrane; postsynaptic membrane.